AUGUCUCCUGUGUUUGUGGGGAUUGGGACUGGUUGGCGUCCUGCCGUGCGCCACUGGACACGCUCCUCUUUCACCGGGAAACAGCUGAGAGUCUGCAUCCCACCUGAAUCCCCCAACAAGGAGUUGGUCUUGGUUAUCGGGGAUUCACAUCUCAGAUCCUUCGUGGAGAGAGAUGUGGACAUCAGAGCAGAUGGCCCAUACUCCUUUGGGUACAUUUGCUCCCCUGGUGCUACAUCUGACACCUUGGAGACUGACGUACGCCAUUCCACUGUCGACCAACGCGUGUCAAAAUGUGUGGUGCUGGCUACGGGCAACGACUCUUCCACCAGGGGCCAGACAGUGGAGCGGGCACAGAAGAACUUCCAGAGUCUUCUGUCUACAGUAAAACGUCUUUGCCCAAAGACAUGUGUGGUGGACUUCCCUGCUCGUCAUGUGGUUAGUGUGACCAAGCAGAACCAGUUUCGUGAAGCAUACAAGGCAGCAGCAGAGGUAGAAGGGCUGCAGUAUGUCUCCUGUGUGCACCACUUCGCUAUGAAGAACCUGCGUCUCUGGGCUAAGGAUGGUAUCCACCUCAGUGUACCUGAAGGCAUGCGAGUCUUGUCAGACUUGAUCUGUAAGGCCAUCAGGGAUCUGUCUGAGAGCACCGUGGAUUCUGCCCACCCAAGCCCGAAGACACCUGCCGCCCCGUGUGUGAAGCCCCUGCCGAAGACCCCAGAUGUGGUUGUGACCUGUCCCACAUCCAGAGCAGUCCAUGUCCCAUCUACCACUCCACAGACUGACUCUGAGGGCUGGGAAUUUGGAAAGAAGAGUCUACAGUCGACUGCCACCAGCACAAGAAAUGUUCCCCUGCGACAGGUCACCGGUCUGUGUGCUAUUCCCGUGUCUGCUGGCCGCUUUGCUGUUUUGUCUGCACCGCAGAAGACUCCUGCAACCUCAAAGAGCCCAACUACCCUGGCAACAAAGAAGCUGGAGACAACUGUGGCAGAGACGCCAGUCAGACCUGCUAUCAACACAGCACCGACAGAAGAUCAGCAGGUGCAGACUGAUGCUGUUUCAGUGAUACCACGUCCAUCUACCUGCACAGAGGCUGAAGUGACUGUAGAGCUGGUGAAGCCUGAUGUGAAGAGACCCAGGAGGACCUCCAGUCCUGUUCCCAGAGAAGCAGAUGUGCAGGUCCCAAUGAAUAAGGUCUGCUGUGGAAAGCAAGUCCCUGUCGUCAGACUGCAGCGGCUGUCACCCAAAGCGGGCAAAGCAAAAGUGGCCAAGAAGGAUUCCUGCCAUGAAAAACAAGCAUCUGUCCAACUGCAGCCUCUGCAGCAUGAAGACAGCAAAGCUAAGUCUCCUCACUUUGAUAAUAUUGUUGGGUCAUUUCAUCAAGGACACACAAUAUUUAAUCCAGAAAGUAGAGGAAAGCAGUGCACGGCCAUUGCUUUGGCUGCAAUUGUUAAACACACAUACCAGCGAGAGGUGUAUAAAUGGUCUCAGAAAGAUCUAAACAUGACUUUAUUGGAAGGUGAUCGCCUGUACAGAAGGAAGAAGCCAGCUAUUACUGGGGGUCACUUUUAUUUGGGAGCUUUUGAUUUUAAAAAUGAGGAGAAGUUGUUUGGCAAGACGUUUUGUUUGAAUAUUGUCCCUGUUAUGGGACGUGUGCUUUCAGUCACCAUCCCUUUUGAGAAAGUAUGCUUUGUUACUUUGAAGACAGCUCUGGAAGAACAUCUUGCUACUGACAACGCUUGUCUCUUCACCAUGUUAGCCACUACAUAUGCUAUUAUUGCUAAAAAUGGCAUGUAUGCUAUUGUGGACUCCCAUGCACGCAGUAAAUCUGGGAUGGUAGAUGGUAAUGGUUCAAGUGUUGUUGUCUUCUUCAAGCGCAUCAGUGAAGUUUACUACCACCUAAUCCAACUUGCAGGAGGAUUUGGUGUGCCAAAUGUUCAGUUUGAGCUUAAUAAUGUGACAGUGAGUUUGAAAGGUGAGAGUGAAUGUGAUGGUGUGCCUGCUGAACCUGCAGCUGUUGAGAGUGGAUAUAUCACCAGAUCAAGACAUGCAAACGAAGGGGCCUUCAGUGCAAUUCCUGACGAUACUAUUGGCAGAUCACAUGAUAAUAAAAAGAUCAUUUUGUCAAAGCAUUUAAGGAAAAGGAAGGCACAGACGGACAGAGAAUGUAAAAUGGUGAAAUAUCACAACGAGGAGGAAUAUCGAUUGAACGCAAUAGAAAGCGGUAUGGAGAAAUACCAAAAAAAUUUGGAAUAUAAAGACAAAUUGAAAGCACACAGUUACAAAAAAUACAAAACGGACGUGGAACAUCAAGAGAAAUUGAAAGGAUACAGCAAGGAAAAAUACCAAACCAACCUGGAACGUCAAGAGAACUUGAAAGGAUACAGCAAGGAAAAAUACAAAAGCAACCUGGAACAUCAACAGAAAGUGAAAGCAUACAGCAAGGACAAAUACACAACUGACCUGGAACAUCAAGAGAAAGUGAAGGCAUACAGCAAGGACAAAUACACAAAAGACCUGGAACAUCAAGAGAAAGUGAAAGCAUACAGCAAGGACAAAUACACAACUGACCUGGAGCAUCAAGAAAAAGUGAAGGCAUACAGCAAGGACAAAUACACAACUGACCUAGAGCAUCAAGAAAAAGUGAAGGCAUACAGCAAGGACAAAUACACAACUGACCUAGAGCAUCAACAAAAAGUGAAGGCAUACAGCAAGGACAAAUACACAACUGACCUAGAACAUCAAGAGAAAGUGAAGACAUACACUUGUGAGAAAUACAGAAAAGACUUGAUACACCAAAAUAAAGUCAAAUGUGAAAGUAUCAAAAAUUAUAAAGCAAAUCCUGAUCUUCGACAAAAAUUGAAAUCAAUAAAUAAAGCCAAAUACCACAAAGACAGUGCUUUCAGACAUAAUGUCCUGGCUAAAAAACGAUUCAAAAGAAAUCAAGAUAAAGUACUAACUGAUCAGAUUAAUUCUAUAAUGAAUGAGUUUUUAAAGAAAUCAAAUGAUGGACCUGAAUUUGUUUGCUGUGUAUGUUUCCGAUCCAUGUUUAAAGCAGCAGUAGUUCCAUACAAACAAAAGAACUACAAAAACAAAGCAGCUCAAUUAACGGCAGAAACAUGUGUCUCGGAUGAGUAUUUGCAUAAAUGUACCUCUGAGUGCAAUACACCAUGUUCAUUACAAGAAUCAAGAGGUGAGCUUUGGAUGUGCAAGGUUUGUCAUUCAAAGAUCCGAAGAGGUGUAACCCCAGCAGAAUGGUGGGGAAACAAUUUACAACUGGAUUCAAUUCCUCUUGAGUUAUCUUGUUUGAAUCAUCUGGAAAAACAUCUGAUUUCUUUAAACAUUCCAUUUAUGAAAGUGUUAGCUUUACCAAAGGGUGGUCAAAAUGGAUGCCACGGACCAAUUUUUUGCAUCCCUUCUUCAGUAAAUCAUACUUGUUCUGUUUUGCCUCGGUCAAAUCUAGAAGGUUGUCUGUUACGUGUUAAAUUAAAGCGCAAGCUGUCUUACAAAGGACAUUAUGAAUAUCACUUUGUCGACACAAAUCACCCAAAAGAAGCACUUAAAUAUUUAAAGGAAAACAAUCAAUAUUAUCAAGACAUAGAAAUAAAUGAAGAAUGGGUGAAUGAGUUUGCUAAAGAAGACGACUCUAAUGAUAAUUCACAAAAAAGCAUCUCGAACAAUAAUUCAAAACAACCUGAGUCUCCUGAUGAAGAAGAUGAAACUCUACAUGACCGGCAAAACCACUGUAUUUAUCAAGAUUCUUGUUCCAUGCCUGUUGAUCUUGGUCAAGAAACUCUUGAUCAAGGUUUUGAAGAUAUAAUCAAUCUGGCACCUGCUGAAGGAAACAAUCCUGUGCGUAUUUUGUCAGAUAAAGAUAAUGAAGCAAAAUCCUUUCCAUAUCUUUUUCCAUCAGGGAACAAUACAUAUCAUACGCCCAGACAGCACUACUUGACAUUGGCACGAUAUUUUAAUAACAGAAUAUUGCACGCUGAUGGAAGGUUUGCAAAGUGCGUUGAAUACAUUUUUUUUGCACAGUACAUGUCAGAAGUUCAGCAAGUUAUUCAACAAGUAUCAAUAGCAUCACGCAAAGGACACACAAACCCUGCAGGCAAAAAAGACAAUGCUCCACAAAACAUCGAGUCUUUGCAGGACAUCAUUAAGAGUGAUGAAGGAUAUCGUUUUCUAAGGCCAAUUAGAGGUACUCCAAGCUUUUGGCAAGGUGCACAAAAGGAUUUACUUGCCAUGGUGCGGAAUCUGGGGAAACCAACUUUCUUUUGCAGUUUUUCUUCUGCAGAUUUGCGCUGGGGAGGGCUUUUAAAUUCAAUUUUGAAGCAAGAGGGGAGAACUGAAACUUCUGAGAGUCUGGAGUAUGCUGAAAGGUGUGAACUGUUGCGUAAUCGCCCUGUCACUGCAGCACGCAUGUUUGACUACAGGUGGCAUCUCUUGUUGAAUUACGUGUUACUAUCUUCAUUGAAUCCAAUUGGAAAGAUUAAAGAUUACUUUUAUCGUGUAGAAUUUCAACAACGUGGAUCACCCCAUGUACACGCUUUAUUUUGGAUUGAAGAUGCUCCUGAAAUUGGAAAAAACACAGAUGAAGAAGUGGUGCAAUUCAUCAACAAGUACAUAACGUGUGAAAUACCCACACAAGAUCAGCAAUUAGCUGAAACUGUUACCUCCGUGCAGCAACAUUCUCAACGGCAUUCGAAAACCUGUAAGAAAAAGAAUAUAGCCUGCCGGUUCAAUUUCCCACGCCCUGUAUCUGAACGUACUUUCAUCACCAAAAAACAGAAAAUACCAAAGUGCCAAGGUGACACUGCAACAAACAGCCAAGAACAAAAAAAAGACACUGUUGAAUGCAUAUGCUCUCAGAAUGAACAGAACUUUAUGAAAGAAGAGGAUGCAAUGAAAAUACUGUCAACUGUUAAAAAAGCACUUCUGGAUAAAGACAAUCCCAUUACGAGUAUCCAGCAACUGUUUCAAAAUGUUGGUAUUACGCAGGAAGUAUGGGAGAAAGCACUUAAAUGUGUUGAAAAACGCAUGCAAAUUGUCCUGCAAAGAGAUGUCAAUGAAAUUUGGAUUAAUCCAUAUAAUCCACUUUUGUUGAAAUGUUGUAAUGCCAACAUGGACAUCCAGUAUGUGGUUGAUGUAUAUGCUUGUAUUGUUUAUAUUAUAAGCUAUAUGUCCAAAUCUGAGAGAGAGAUGGGGCUGUUGUUGAAACAAACACAUCAAGAGGCCACAAAACAGGGAAAUGCUGAUGCCAAAGAAGCUAUGAAGAAGAUUGGUCAAGCCUACCUCCAUAACCGUGAUGUGUCUGCACAAGAAGCUGUGUACAGAAUCACUCAAAUGCACCUCAAAGAAUGUUCAAGGAAAGUUGUGUUUAUCCCCACAGGUGACACAAUUUUCAAACUCACCAAACCACUAAAUGAACUGAAAAAGUCAGGAAACAAUGACAUUUGGAUGACUGGAUUUGUGGAUCGAUAUAAGAACAGACCACAGAAUGACACUUUUGAUAAUAUGUGUAUAGCCACAUUUGCUUCAGAGUAUCGUGUGUUAAGUACAUCAGAAAAGAAAUCCAAAAAUGUGAUUAAGUUACAGAAUUCAUGUGGAUAUAUUUCAAAGCGAUUCAGAACCAAACCUGCUGUUGUGCGCUAUGCACGGUUUUCAGAAACAAAGAAUCCUGAGCUAUAUUACAAAAGCCUGUUACAGCUGUUUUUUCCUUAUCGUCAUGAUAACGACCUGAAACCUUCAUCAUUUCAUUCUUUUGAACAGUUCUACAAAGAAGGCACAGUGCAGCUUGGCAACCAGACCGUUUCAGUGAUGUCAAUUGUGAAUUCAAAUAGAUCUCACUAUGACAUUGAAACUGAAGAUUUGGAAGACAUUAAAAAUAAUCUGGACUCUAAUGAAAUAUUAGAGGAUGCUUGGGCCAUGCUUUGUCCUGAGCAAGAAGCAGAACGUUUGGAAGCCACUGAUGACCUUGCACAGAGUAAACUGGAUGAUGAAGACCCCUUGCCCCAUAUUCCAGAUUUGGGGAUAGCUAACAGAGAAACUGCUCAUUUAGAAAAACAACACAAUGCGAUGACUCGAGCUGAAGGUUUAGAUUUAAUUCGAUCUUUAAAUGACAUCCAGCUGUCUAUAUUUUUCAAAGUACAAAAAUGGUGCAUACAAAAAGUCAAUGGAAAUGAUCCAGAACCUUUACAUGUGUUCAUCACUGGUGGCGCUGGCACAGGGAAAAGCCACUUGAUUCGGGCCAUUCAGUAUGAAGCCAAUUGUCUGUUUGCUCCAAUGCGACGCCACCCAGACAACAUGAGUGUCUUAAUAACAGCACCCACUGGUAUGGCAGCAUACAAUCUAAAUGCAUCUACAAUUCACAGUGCAUUUAGCAUUGGAACAGAUGUGACACUUCCCUACAUACCAUUAGGUGAAGAAAAACUAAAUUCUCUCCGUUCAAAAUAUAUUGACCUUAAGUUAGUAAUCAUUGAUGAAAUAUCAAUGGUUUCUCAUAAACUGCUCACAUAUAUACAUGGACGGCUGAGGCAAAUCAAGCAAAGAGGUGAUGUUUCCCCUUUUGGAAAUGUCAGCCUUAUAGCAGUUGGUGAUUUCUAUCAGUUACCACCAGUUAUGGCAAAAGGUUUGUACACUGACAAUCUACCUGUGAACUUUUGGUCAAAUUUCCAAAUGGCUGAACUGAAAACAAUUGUCAGACAGAAGGAUACCACAUUUGCAGAAUUACUGAACAGAUUAAGAACACGAUCGAAAGGGACACCCAUGCUUCAUGAUGACAUCCACAUUCUACAAAGUCGUGAAACUGGAGAGGAGUCUUCUGCUCUACAUAUUUUUCCAACAAAUUCACAGGUAAAUGAACAUAACUUUAACCAGCUCCAAGCCACUUGUCCUGACUAUCAAACAAUAGAUGCACAGGACUAUCACUACAACAGGAAAACUGGAAAAAUGGAAAGCAAAGUCACACCUCACAGUAAAGACAACCUCACCAGUCUGCAGAAACAGCUAUUUUUGGGUGUUCCUGCUAGAGUUAUGCUGUGUAAAAACAUUGAUGUGGAAGAUGGAUUAGUCAAUGGAGUCUGUGGAACUGUAACACAUAUUAGUGAAACAGAAAUAAAUGGACUUCCUGAAGCUGUGUAUGUUCAGUUUGAUGACAUCAAUGUUGGUACACAGAGACGAAAGAAGUACCCAUCCACUGCACCUGCUUUAAUAAACUCAACACGGAUACAGCCAGAGGAGGAAAGGGCUAACAGCAAAGGGGGAAAACGUCGUCAGUUUCCUCUUGCACUUGCCUGGGCUGUUACAAUCCACAAAGUACAAGGCCUGACUGUUGACAAUGCUGUGGUGUCGCUAAAGCAAGUGUUUGCCUCAGGACAAUCUUAUGUGGCUUUAAGUCGUGUAAGAAGUCUAGAUGGCCUUAUUAUCCAGGACUUUGAUGAGAAGGCUAUUUAUUGUAAUGACGAGGUAAAACAUGCCUUGGAAGCUAUGCCACGCUUCUUGGACGAGAAUGUGUCACAAGCCAAACAGUCAGCUGAUGUGUUAACCUUGUUUUUGAUGAAUGCUCAGGGUUUAGUAAAACAUGUACCUGAUUUGGUGUCAGUCACACAGCAUUUACAGCCUGACUGUAUAGCUGUGACAGAAACAUGGUUAACAUCUCAGUCUGCCCUUGAUAUUGUUGACAUAGACGGUUACAGUUUUCACAGCUGUCCACGAAGUCUGGCAUAUGAACACAGCAAGCAUCCGGCUCUUACUACACUCAAAAGUCAACAUCACGGUGGAGUGGGUAUAUACUGCUCCUGCAACACAAAUUAUCACCUUCCUGAUGUACCCCAAUUUAAUUUGGAGUGCUUAAUUUACAAAAAUGUAAAUCAUCAGGUUUUAGUUGCAGUUGUGUAUCGUCCACCAACAUAUCCCAUGUCUGUGUUCAAGCAGAAUUUGAAAAAUCUGCUAACUUGGCUACAGGCACAAAGUCAGUCCAUUGUGGUUAUGGGAGAUUUCAAUGACGACAUAUUGAAAUCAUCAUCACUGUGCAAUUUCAUGAGCAGUUAUGGAUAUGUUCAAAAUGUCACAUCUCCAACUACAGAACGAGGCACUUUGAUUGAUCAUGUCUAUGUCAAAUCUGAACAAUAUGAGAUUUCAUCAGAAGUUGUUCCAACAUAUUUCAGUGAUCAUCAGGGCAUAGCCUGCUCUCUUAAGCUGAAGUCUGUGUAG
This is a messenger RNA of Periophthalmus magnuspinnatus, 8205 nucleotides long. RefSeq lists its product as uncharacterized. Gene Ontology annotation, biological process: DNA repair; telomere maintenance. Gene Ontology annotation, molecular function: ATP hydrolysis activity; DNA helicase activity. The transcript is spliced from 14 exons. Lineage: Eukaryota; Metazoa; Chordata; Actinopteri; Gobiiformes; Gobiidae. The coding region runs from base 1 to 8205 and encodes 2734 amino acids. The record is from RefSeq and is a predicted model, not a curated record.